AUGUUGGGACUAGAUGACUUCAAAUUUGUUAUGAAAGGCGCCGACGAGAGGCUUCAGGGCCUCACAGACCGUCACGACAUCUAUCCAGCUAUAGACCCACAGCCCGCUUUCGCAAGCAAAGCAUUUGCAGGCAAGGCUGUCUUGAUCACAGGGGCGUCGAGGGGCAUUGGUCCCGUCAUCGCGACCUUUUACGCGCGUGCAGGCGCCAUGCUUGCACUCGUCGCGCGCUCAGCUUCCAAUCUCGAAGCCGUCAAGAAGCGCAUCCAAGAGGAGAAUAUUGGUACAGACAUUCUCACCUUCGCGCAGGACGUGAAAGACACGGCUGCAGCUGCCAAGGCGGUCCAGGAUACGGUCGACCACUUCGGGCACCUUGAUAUCCUGGUCACGAACGCAGGCGUAUCGCUUCCGAUAGACGGAACUCUAAUCGGGGAUCGCGAUGUCAAGCAGUGGUGGAAUACGGUAGAAGUGAACCUUCUCGGGACACUGAACUUCGUUAGUCCGUCGCUCAGCCAUCUCAAGAAGACGAAAGGAUACGUGAUCGCACUUAGCUCUAUUGGCGCUGUGCUACGAAAUCAAAGCGCCUCAGAUUACGGUAUCAGCAAGUUCGCGCUCAAUCGUCUCAUCGAAUUCAUCGCAUUGGAGUAUGAGGACGUCACAAGCUUUGCAGUUCACCCAGGAGCCAUCUGGACGGAUAUGGCUGAGAUCACGGGCCUCCGUGCAGAUUUCUUCGUUGAUACACCCGAGCUACCCAGUGCUACCAUCUUGGCACUGUCGUCGGGUAGAUACAACUGGCUAAAAGGGCGCUUCAUUGACUCAACGGUGGAUCUUGGGGACGUAGAGAAGCUGAAAGAAGAAAUACUUGCCAAAGAUGCGCUCGUGGCCAAGCUCGUGUUGCCUUGA
This is a messenger RNA of Peniophora sp. CBMAI 1063, 900 nucleotides long. The record is from the annotation of a GenBank genome assembly. NCBI's taxonomy places the organism in Eukaryota, Fungi, Basidiomycota, Agaricomycetes, Russulales, Peniophoraceae.